Messenger RNA from Naegleria gruberi, 2907 nucleotides. RefSeq names its product elongation factor G, domain IV. Gene Ontology annotation, cellular component: cytosol; ribonucleoprotein complex. Gene Ontology annotation, molecular function: GTP binding; GTPase activity; translation elongation factor activity. Gene Ontology annotation, biological process: translational elongation. The transcript has a single exon. Lineage: Eukaryota; Heterolobosea; Eutetramitea; Acrasida; Naegleriidae. Bases 1 to 2349 code for a protein of 782 amino acids. The record is from RefSeq and is a predicted model, not a curated record.
AUGUCCAUUAGAAAUGUUGCAAUUUGUGGUGAACCAUCAAGUGGAAAAUCCUCUCUUGUCCACUUGUUAAUCAACAACAAUCAUCAAACAAAUUCAACACAAAUUCUUUUUGAAACUUUUCAAUCACAACUUUAUUCAACAAGCCUAAAAUUAAAUUCUCAUCAUGAUGUUGAAGUAAAUUCUAUCCUCAACUUGGUGGAUUGUAUUGGUAGAUUAGAAUCACUCUCCCAAGUCAAGGCAGAUCUCAGAUUGACUGAUGGUUGUAUUAUGGUAGUUGAUGCAAGUUUACCAACAUUUGGAAAAUAUUCGGAAUUGGUUUUGAGACAAAUUUCACAGGAGAACAUUCCUCUUGUUGUACUGUUUAACAAAUUAGAUGAACCUUUGAUGGAUUGCAAUGUUGAUUUGGAGGAAAUUAACAAAUCAAUACAGAGGAUUGUUGAUUCAGUUAAUUUGGUGAUGAGCACAUUCAAUACUGAGAGUAAAUUAAGUUUGGAAAGUAUUGUAUUUGGAUCUACAAAGCAGGGGUGGGCUUUUACGUUGAAACAUUUUGCCAUGUUUUAUUCGAAACAAUUUGGAAUGAACCAAGAUGAAUUAUUAGAGAAAUUGUGGGGAGAUUGUUAUUACGAUGCAGAAAAUGGCAAAUGGACAAAUCAAUCUAAUGACAACAUUUUCCAAAGGAGUUUCUGUCAAUUUAUUUUAAAGCCUAUUAGGAGAGUAUUAGCAGCGUGUGAAAAAUCAGAGUUUAAUGUGUUAGAAGAGGUGUUAAAUCCUUUUGUGAAAAGUCUUUCAAAAACAGAAUACACGGAUCUCAGCAAGCAAGAAUUAAUCAACUCAACCAUGCAAAAAUGGCUAUCAGCCAACAACUCAAUACAUGAGUUGAUUUUUAAUCAAUUACCUUCCCCAGAAAAGGCUCCGUAUAACAGGGCUAAAAGUAUCUAUUCUGGCUCAAUUACAGACAAAUUCGGAACAGCCAUCAAGAAUUGUGAUCCAUGUGGUCCCUUAGUUGUACAUGUUUCUUCUAACAAAAUUAUUAAUGGAAAGAUUUAUGCAAUUUCAAGAAUUUUUUCUGGAUCUUUGAAAUCUGACACUAUUGUAAGAGUAUUUAAUUCAAAGCAGGUGUUUGAGGAAAAAUCUCUUCGAGGAAUUGUAAAGAUCAAUGGCACGAGUAUUGAACCUAUUGAAGAGGCAAGUUGUCAAUUCAAUCCUAUUAUUGGAUUGAUUGGAAUUGAAUCAUGUUUAACAAACAAAGGAUCCACAAUAACUGAGAGUACAGAAUUGGAGGCUAAACCAUUUAUUUCUGAUUCAAAAAGUAAUUUACCAAUGAUUAAUGUCUAUGUAGAGCCUAAGAAACAAGCCUAUCUUCCCAAACUUAUAAGAGGACUAGAAUUAAUUUACAAAUGCGAUUCUUCACUAUCUUUCACUUUGGAUGAAUAUACUGGAGAGAAGAUACUUACAGUUUUUGAUGAAAAACAUUUGGAUUCGGUGCUACACCAAUUUAAACAACUUCAUCCAAGUAUUGAACUCGAGGUUUCUGGACCCAUUGUAAAAUAUCAAGAAACAGUGACAAGUUCAUCUGCAAAUAUAACACUUGUAAAAACACCAAACAAACACAAUAGGCUAUGGCUCACUACUGAACCUUUAAAAGAGGAUGUAAUUAGCUAUUUUGAAUCAGGAAAAUUACCUAGCGAGCCUAAACAGAGAGGUAAAAUAUUGAAUGAAAAUUUUGGCUGGGAUUUGGUAGAUGCAAAAAAGAUUUGGUCACUUUGCGAAAAUAGUCUAAACGUAUUUGUUGACAAGACACAACAAGUUUGUUAUUUGAAUGAAAUCAAGGAUGCAGUAAUUCUUGGUUUUCAUAUUGCAACAAGAGAAGGGCCACUAUGUAAUGAAUUAAUGAGAGGCGUACGUUUUAAUCUUAAAGAUGUAGCCAUGUACAGUGAUGCCAUUCAUAGAGGCACUGGACAAAUAGCACCAACUGUGAAAAGAGGUUGCUAUGCUAGUGUAUUGGAUGCAGAGCCAAGUUUAUUAGAGCCAAUUUCUCUAAUGGAAUUCAAAUGUAAAAAAUCGGAAUUGAGUGCUGUUUAUUCAAUACUCAAUUCAAGAAGAGGAGUUGUGAUAGAAGAGCAACACACUUCAUCUGUUUUUGGAAAGGCUUUUUUGCCAGUUUCUGAAUCGUUUGGGGUUUUGCAAUACUUGGAUCAGUAUAACGUUUCGUCUCAAUUUAUUUUUGAUCACUGGCAGCCAAUACCUGCUAACUCAUCCCAAUUUCAUGACAUUGUGUAUAGAACUCGCCUCAGAAAAGGUCUACCAGAAAAGUUACCUUGCCAUUCUGAACUAGUAGACAAACUUUGAUGAAACAAAUUAAUGAAAAUUUAAAAAAAAUGGAAAAUAUUUUACUGGGUAAAGAAUUAUGUCAUCAUGAAGAGAAGGAAUUAAAUAGAUUUCAGUUCUAUUCUUCUUGAUUUGAAGAGAGUAACUAAACUCAAGCGAAGAUUGAAGCGUAGAUCUAAUUAGUAUUUCAAUGUUUCCUAUUACAACAAUAUUGUCAUCAUACAUAGAAAUGUGGAUAAUAUUCGAUGGAUUAAAGUUAUGACAGUGUUGAUAUUACAAGAGCAAAAUAUAGGUACUUUAGAACUCUUCUAAUUCCGUUUAAAAUUAUUGUAAAGACCAAUAAUCAAUCAACAAGACCAAUAAUUGUAAUUGAGGUUUUAGCAGAAACGAGAAAAUUCAAUCAUCAUUCGUUUAUUGUUGAAAAAAUUAGGAAAUGAUUGAAAAUUUAUUAUCAAUAACUGAUAUCAAAAUAUUGGAUCAAGCAAGAACUCCCAGAAUAUUUAUCCAACAACAAGAGGAAUAAAUAUUUCAAAAAUUUAAACAUCUAAUAAAUUUGAUUAAAAAAAAUUCAUAAUUUAA